AAGGCAGGUUGUAACUGACCAAACCACUCAUCCACCCAGCAGGGAGGCGGACACACGCAUUUCCAUCAUUUACUAUGCUGUCAACCAGUCGCACGUAGUGACAGACCCUCCCACUAACUCUUCGUGUCCGUUUUUUUUUUAAUGAGCAGCCAUAACCUUGAGAAAACACGACCAAGCUUAAAUAACCGCCGCUUCCUCCACCGUCUCUGUGACCGAGCGAGGCGCCCAGGAGGCCGUGUUCCGUCCGUCUUUGGCAGCUGGGACCGUUAGCGGCUAACAGGCUAGCAGAUUUGUCUCAAGCGAAUGGCCAUGAUGAUUAUAGAGGACCUGAAAUUGAUCUGCAAAAAUGCUCUGAUCAAAAUACACUACUGACCCAGAAGGAAACGCAUAUCCUGGAUGCCUUGACAUCCCAAAAUGGAGAAAAAGAAAUCGUGCCCACGUCUUCUUGACUACUUAGUGGUUGUUGGAGCAAGGCAACCAAGUAGUGACAGUGUGGCCCAGACUCCACAGCUCCUCCGACGCUACCCCCUGGAGGAUCACCACGACUUCCCGCUCGCUCCUGAUGUGGUUUUCUUCUGCCAACCAGAAGGCUGCCUCAGUAUACGCCAGCGCCGUGUUAGCCUGCGUGAUGACUCCUCAUUUGUUUUCACGCUGACCGACAAGGACUCUGGUAUUACCCGGUAUGGAAUCUGCGUCAACUUCUAUCGGUCCUUCCAGCGUGGACAUCACCGUCCCAGAGAUAAGAGUAGCCACACAGAAACUGCAGCACAGGCAACCGAGACUGUUAACGAAGCGUCUGAUGGCAGCGGUGGAGGCCAGACUGCUGCAUCAGCCGCACCUGACAGCUCCAAGUCUAAACCUCCACCUCGUCCAGAAGAGGACGGGCAGCCAGGUGCAGAGCAAACCUCUGGCAAGUCUCCGCAGCACAAACGCAGCGCUGCUAAAGUGGCUGCAAGGAACCGCAACAGCACGCUGACGUCGCUGUGCAUCGUCAGCCACUACCCUUUCUUUACCACAUUCAGAGAAUGCCUGUAUAUUCUGAAGAGGCUGGUGGACUGCUGUAGUCAGAGGCUAACUCAGCGAGCUGGACUCUCUCGUGCUACCCAAAGGGACACCAUGUGGAGGGUGUUUACCGGAGCGCUCUCUGUGGAAGAGAAAGGUAGCCAGCUGUUGGCUGACCUACGGGACAUCGAGUCAUGGGUGUACCGGCUGCUGCGCUCCCCGGUUCCAUUGGCAGGUCAACGGCGUGUGGAUGUGGAGGUGCUGCCCCAAGAACUGAAACGGCCGCUGACAUUCGCCUUGCCUGACAACUCUCGUUUCUCCUUGGUUGAUUUCCCACUGCACUUGCCCUUGGAGCUGCUGGGUGUUGAUGCUUGUCUUCAGGUCCUCAGCUGUGUCCUGUUGGAGCACAAGGUCAUUCUUCAAUCUCGAGAUUACAAUGCUUUGUCCAUGAGUGUGAUGGCCUUUGUGGCUAUGAUCUACCCCCUGGAGUACAUGUUCCCUGUCAUCCCAUUGUUGCCUACAUGUAUGGCUUCUGCUGAGCAGCUCCUUCUCGCUCCCACUCCCUACAUUAUCGGUGUUCCAGCCAGCUUCUUCCUCUAUAAGUCGGAUUUCAAAAUGCCAGAUGAUGUUUGGCUGGUCGACCUCGACAGCAGCAAGGUUAUAGUGCCUACCAAUGCAGAGAAUCUUCCCCCUCUGCCAGAGCCUGAAGCAGGCGAGCUUAAGAAACAUUUAAAACAGUGUCUGGUUAGAUUGACCGUGAUCACCCAAAAGCAGAUCUUCUCCUCUGAGAAUAAGGCAUUGGCCAGCAUGAGUUUGAACACCCAGCCCAUUUUGAACCUGGAGAAGUUCCAGGAAGGCCAGGAGAUGACUCUGCUCCCACCAGGAAGAGACAAAGCUUCGCCGUCCUCCACUGAGUUCAACCCUCUGAUCUAUGGCAAUGAUGUUGAUUCUGUGGAUGUUGCCACCAGGGUUGCCAUGGUGAGGUUUUUCAACUCACCCAAUGUUCUCCAGGGCUUCCAAAUGCACACGCGUACUUUGCGGCUGUUUCCGCGACCUGUGGUUGCUUUUCAGUGCUCGUCUUUUCUUGCCUCUCGCCCACGCCGCUCCAGUUUUGCCGAUAAGCUGUCCCACACACAGGCAGUAGAGUUCUACGGAGAGUGGGCACUCAAUCCCUCUAACCUUGCCUUUCAGAGGAUACACAACAAUGUGUAUGAUCCAUCUUUAAUCGGAGACAAGUCCAAAUGGUAUGCACACCAGCUGCAGCCAGUGGUCUACAGAGUUUAUGAUGGAAGCUCCUCGCUGGUGGAGGCGAUGGCUGCUCCAUUGGAAGAUGAAGGCAAUGACUCUGACCCCACAGACAGUGGUAGUGACAGUGAUGGAUAUGACGACUCCAGCUCUUCAUAUUCCUCCCUUGGAGACUUAGUGAGUGAGAUGAUUCAAGGUGACAUCCAGGGGGACACGCCAAGCUUGGAUCCUCCCACUCAUGCUGCACUUGGAGAUGCUAGUGAAGUUGAGUUUCAAGAUUUCCAUGACAAGGACAGCCAUAACCUAGAUGGUCCUUCCAGUGUUGACGGAGCCGUUGAGCUGUCAGACGGUCAGCCUUUGCGUUCAAGCUCUAGCACAACUGCAAGCUCAAGCCCUAGCACAAUUAUCCAAGGAGUUAAUCAUGAGCAGUCUGAAGCGCCUGAGAUCGAGGCAUCAGCAAGUGCCGCUCUGCAGAACCCUGUCCCUGUACUGGGCAGCCAGCCAUUCCUUAGACCAGCAGCAGAUGUGGGUCUGGUGGAUUCUGCCAACAAAAAGCAAGAAUAUGACAACCCAUACUUUGAGCCUCAGUAUGGCUUCCCCACUGAGGAAGACGCCGAAGAAGAGCAAGUUGAAACCUACACCCCUCGAUUCAACCAGAACCUAAACGGCAACAAGGCUCAGCGGCCUCUACGCCCCAGCAGCCUAAGGCUUCCUGGAGAGUCGGAUGGAGAGGGAGACUCUCGCAACAGUUCGCCAAAUUCUACCAUCUCCAACAGCAGCAAUGAUGGAUUUGGUGGACUCAUGUCUUUUGCUAGUAAUCUAUACAAGAACCACGGCACCAGCUUCAGUCUGUCCAAUCUGGCCCUUCCUAACAAAGCAGCGCGGGAGAAAUCAACGCCCUUUCCCAGCCUGAAAGAUUCCCCUGACAGUCCGGGGGCACGUGCACCUCGAGCACUUGUGGACCAGAAAUCUUCAGUGAUCAAACACAGCCCGACUGUAAAGAGAGAAUCUCCCUCACCACAGGGUCGAGUUAACAACACAAGUGAGAACCAGCAGUUUUUGAAGGAAGUUGUCCAGAGUGUUCUAGACGGACAGGGCGUCGGCUGGCUUAACAUGAAAAAAGUGCGCCGACUGCUGGAGAACGAACAGCUGCGCGUCUUUGUGCUGAGUAAGCUGAACAGAGCCGUUCAGUCGGAGGAAGACGCCAGACAGCAGAUCAUUCGUGAUGUGGAGGUGAACAGGAAGGUUUACAAAGGCAUGCUGGACAUUCUGAAGUGUACAGUGUCCAGUCUGGAGCACUCCUAUACCAAUGCUGGCCUUGGAGGAAUGGCUAGUGUCUUUAGCCUGCUUGAAAUAGCACGCACACAUUAUCAAACCAAAGAAAAGCGCAAGCGAAGCCCCACAGACAGUGCUGGCAGCCCGGGGAGUAAAGAGAGUCCUUCUGGUCGUAUGGAGACAGCCAGACCUCAGGGCCUCCUGAACAUCCCCCAGCUGCAGCUGCCUCACCACACCAUGGGCAAAGGAGCCCGCCAUUUUGAUACCCGAAGUCUGAACGAGGAGAACUUUAUUGCCUCGAUUGAAUUGUGGAGCAAGCACCAGGAUAAGCAAAAAGCUAUGGAAAAACAACAGAGGGCUGAAGUGGGAAAGCAGCAGCGCCCGCAGGUGACUGACGCAGAGGAGAAGAAAUCACAGAUCAGUGCUGAUAGUGGACUUAGUGUUGCAUCUGGCUCUCAGAAGAGCGACACAGAGUCUGUUACCAGUUCAGAGCCGCCGAUCCUCACAAGAAGCACCAGCCAGGACUCGGAGGCCAGCACAGUGAUUAGCAACAGCUCUGGAGAGACCCUUGGAGCCGACAGCGACCUAAGCAGCACUGCAGGAGAUGGUCUCGGAGGGAGAACUGCUCCUCAUUUGAAUCAGUCCAGAGGAACUCUGUCUGACAGCGAGAUCGAAACCAAUCCAGCCACAAGCUCUGUGUUUGGAAGGACCCAUACUCUUAAACCCGGGGCCAAAAAUCAUUUACCCGUAAUGGUCAAAACACCUCCUGUACAACCGAUGGAGGACAUCAGUAUGAGGAUUUAUCUUUUUGAAGGCCUGUUGGGGCGGGAUAAGAGCUCCGUUUGGGAUCAGCUAGAGGAUGCGGCCAUGGAAACCUUUUCUCUAAGUAAGGAGCGCUCCACCCUCUGGGAUCAAGUACAGUUCUGGGAGGAUGCCUUCUUAGAUGCUGUGAUGUUGGAGCGUGAAGGAAUGGGGAUGGACCAGGGACCCCACGAAAUGAUUGACAGAUACCUGUCACUUGGAGAGCACGAUCGCAAGCGUCUGGAGGAUGAUGAAGACCGACUCUUGGCCACCCUGCUACACAACAUGAUUGCUUACAUGCUUAUGAUGAAAGUAAGCAAAAAUGAUAUCAGGAAGAAAGUGAGACGUUUGAUGGGCAAAUCUCACAUCGGACUCACAUACAGCCAAGAGAUUAACGAGCUACUUGACAAACUGGCCAAUAUGAACGGCCGUGAGCUGUCCAUCAGGCCCAGUGGGAGUCGUCACAUCAAGAAACAAACAUUUGUUGUUCACGCUGGUACUGAUACAACAGGAGACAUCUUCUUUAUGGAGGUUUGUGACGACUGCAUAGUCCUGCGCAGCAACAUUGGGACAGUUUAUGAGCGCUGGUGGUACGAGAAGCUCAUUAACAUGACGUACUGCCCCAAGACCAAGGUGCUGUGUCUUUGGAGACGUAACGGCCAAGAGACGCAGCUCAAUAAGUUCUAUACGAAAAAGUGUCGGGAGCUCUACUAUUGUGUUAAAGACAGCAUGGAGAGAGCCGCAGCGAGACAGCAGAGCAUUAAACCAGGUCCGGAGCUCGGCGGUGAAUUCCCUGUCCAGGACAUGAAAACUGGUGAAGGUGGACUGCUUCAGGUUACGCUGGAAGGAAUCAACCUGAAGUUCAUGCACAGCCAGGAGCGGAAGGUUUUCAUAGAGCUGAGUCACAUUAAAAAGUGCAAUACAGUGAAGGGAGUCUUUGUCCUGGAGGAAUUUGUUCCUGAAACUAAAGAAGUGGUGAUCCACAAGUACAAGACCCCCAUGGCACAUCAGAUCUGUUACUCUGUCCUCUGCCUUUUCUCCUACGUGGCGGCUGUGAAGGGGAAGGAGGCGGAAGGAAAACCCAAGCUGCUGUCACCAAGACCCCUUCCCAGCUAGUCUUCACCCCCGGCAACCCCCCCGCUCCUCUACACCCUUUCCGUGCCUCUCUACUUGAAAUGGCAUCUCUGCUCUUUAACCAGAUUUUUGACAAUCCCUUGUUUAACUCGAAGCACACAGUUCCUGCUCUCCCCUCCUGUGUAAAUAGAAUCCUGUGAUCCUUUUUAGAUCCACCGGUGUAGACAUGUCCAGUCUGUGAUGUUGUGUAAAUAAGUCCUAAAACUCAUGGUUGUUGUCCCGAUGUUCCAGCCCAGCUAGUUACCGUGUGCUUGCCCUGUUUGGAUCUGGAGAAGUGACUGGGCUCUGUGUGGAAGCCUCAGUGACCCAUGUAGUGCAGAGGUGAGGGAUUAGCCCGAGCCACAGACUGCAUGCAGGUCCUGUGCUACAGCAGUGAAGCUAACCCCCCACCCCACCGCUCGUCUCCAUACAGUUCUGUGUAAUUCUGUGAUACGUGAUUACUGUAAAGUUCCAGUUUGUCCAAGUUGAAACUGGUGAAGCAUCCAGAGACCCUGUUAGUGCAGUGAAAAGCACCAGAGCACCGCAUGUAAACUCUCCUUAAUGCUGUUUGGUCCUAAAAUACUUCAGGUGUUCUCAGAUGUGUCCUCUGCUCCACCAGGCUGAAUCACUGUUCUAGUUCUGCUGUAAAACUUCUCGUCUGUGCUCCUCUGGUAUUAACUGCAUGUUACUAUAAAGAUGGAAUAAAUAUUAUAUAUAUUUAUAUAUAUAUAUAGUAUUUAUUUAAUAUAUGCAUUUAUUGAGUGUAAAUUUUCUGGAAAAAAAGUUACAAAAUGUUGAUUUGCUAGAUGUGCAAUACUUAAGAAGUAGUUAGCCAUUGCCAGAGCCAGGUUCUCUUGGCUCCACAGGGUGAAGAAUGUAAGAGUUUCUUUUUCUAUAGUGUGGAUUUGCUGAAUAUUCAGUGUGUUAUGACUGGUCAUCGUGUUCCGCUUCAUCACGGGUCAAUCACAAGACAGAAACUAACAAGAUUUUCUGAUGUUCAUCACUUAGAUUAGAAUCGCCUGCAGUUAUUGGAGGAGGCUGGUCAGUUCUGUGUCUGAAGCAAAUCUCUACAAGCACAGCCAUGAACCCUGGCUGAUACAUGUAUGAGUAACAUACAGACUGACUGUGGUUGGAGGCUCAGACUGCUGCUGCUCUACUUGAACAAUUUCUACCUAAAUUAAAGAAUUUGCAAAGUGAUAUUUAGCAACUGAAUGUUAGAUUUUUGUUUUGUUUUCGUGAACAAAUAAAAUCAUCUUUAGGAAGCAUCACUUAAACUGAGAAUUUCAUGACAAUUUCUUCCAUUAAGCAUCAACAGGCAGAUGGUUUUAAUGUACUAGGCAGGCAGAGGAAGUUAUUUUUUUUUUCCAUGUUAUACCUUUAUAUGUUUGCUUGUUUCUUUCUUCAACUCAUACAUUUCAUACCUGCUCUGACUGAUGAUUGUUAAACAGCAUCUCAGCCGUACUCUGUUAAACCUAGAGGUAAAGGGGCUGUUUUUUUUUUUUUUUUGAUAUUCCUGGAAGAAAGCAUGCAGAUGGGGAUCUCUUAACAUCGUCUCAUAGAUCAGCAUUAGGUGAAUGAAGGGUUUAAAGUUCUGUUUCCUUAAAUCAGUAUUUGUUUAGAUCAACAACACAAUAUUGGGUUAUUCUCAGGGUGUCUGGUAAAAUAAAUUUGCUCGCAUGUUAACGGGCCGCAGUCGGUUGAAAGCCCCAUCAAAGCUUGUUGUGCAGGGAAUCAGCUUUAUUAGCUGUCCAGUGCGUUUCAGCUUGUGGCCUGAAGCACUAUUCAUAAAGGAAGUGCCACAGUGCAUCAGAACGAAACGGACGUGUAAAUUAGCGAGAGGCUAAAUUGAUCCUGAGCCGUCAAAGCUUUGUCUUCCUGUUUAGUUGGUUGAUCCUCUUAGGUUGCUUUUCAGGUACAGAAAUAUAAUUUCAUGCUUAGCAUGAAAUGCUAAAUGUUUGCAGCCUCAUGUCAUUUAGUUAACUUUUUUUACCAGGUAGGAUAAUAAAUGCAAAUGUAUAAAAACUGAAGAGCAAACUUAGGCGCUAAAGUUUAUGCAGAAACAUAUGUUACGGUUUCUUCUUCUAAAAAAAAAAAAAAAAAGACAUCACUCUUACGAGCUCUUUAAAGAGGUUAAAAAAAACGUAUUUCUCUCCUGUGUUUGACCCUUAGAAAGUUUCAGAGCAGACAAACUAAUCAUGGCUGAGAUCAUUUGAUCUUUGUUUGUUCCUAGUGUUAAAAACAGGUCCAAGCUAAACCCACAGUGUGUGUGUGUGUGUGUGUGAGCGCAUGUGUGGUCAUGUGGUGAACAGUCUCCUAUCAGCAAUAUAUUGCUAUGGUAAAUUCACUGGAAGAGUUUUAUUUUGAUCCUGACAUGCCUGUAUUUUUAGUAACCUAAAUGUGCAAAGAAGAACUUUCAGAAGGACUUUGAGAAGAUGCUGUACCAUCUCUACAAUGGAUCUGAACGUUCUGCUUAAGCUAAAAAAUAAAAAAAAUGUUUUUUGUUUUUUUUUCCUGGAAUAUUACAGCUCAUCUCUGUUACUGUGCUCACUGGCUGCUGUCAAUGGAGGGAAGAAGUAAAGAGAUGCCAGCUGUAAGCUUUCCAGUAUUUAAGGAGAAAAAAUGUAUUUAUAGAUUAUGUACAGCUUUGGCAAUAUAAUAAAGUUGUCCUAAAUGAU
Molecule: messenger RNA, 8111 nt
Organism: Cyprinodon tularosa
Lineage: Eukaryota; Metazoa; Chordata; Actinopteri; Cyprinodontiformes; Cyprinodontidae
Gene: madd
Product: MAP-kinase activating death domain
Exons: 38
Coding region: 415-5439 (1674 amino acids)
Biological process (GO): regulation of apoptotic process; regulation of Rab protein signal transduction
Cellular component (GO): cytosol
Molecular function (GO): guanyl-nucleotide exchange factor activity
Source: RefSeq, a predicted model, not a curated record